Seminavis robusta is the source of this 3592-nucleotide messenger RNA. The record is from the annotation of a GenBank genome assembly. NCBI's taxonomy places the organism in Eukaryota, Bacillariophyta, Bacillariophyceae, Naviculales, Naviculaceae.
GAAACACGCCGCCAAAAUUCGGAGGGCCCGCAAAAAGCCAUCGCUAUCGCCAUCAUUCAAGCGAUACAUCGUCGUCGUCGAGCUCUGUCCUUGGCGGCAAUGCAUUCCCUCGAGAAAUGCACAAUAACCUACUGUAUACCAUCCUGUGAAUCUCAAAUAUCGGUUCGUCUCUGGCGAAAAGGUCGUCGUCUUCUUCUUCUUCCUGAUUGCGUUCACUCUGACGGUGGCGGUGUAGCAUUAGAUUUUGCAGAAGCAGUAGUAGCCAACAAUGAUGUCGCACAAGAAGAAGGACAGUGAGCCCAUGACGGCCACAAAGCGACUAUUGGCAGGGUUAAGAGAUGGGAAAAUGGCUGAUGUAGAGCUGGUGGGAGAUGACGGCAUUCGAGUCCCCGCUCUGAGAUGUGUCUUGGCCUGUGCCAGCCCUGUCAUGCACAAUCUCUUGUACGGAGAUCCUGCGAGAGCCUCUUCCUCCGUUGUCAAGAUUAGCGGGUGUAGCAACAAGACGUUACGAGCACUGGUGGAAUACUGUUGCUCGGACGAGUUGAAUGCAUCCAUCUGGGAUGGAUCCUGUCCUCCAGCCGAAAUUGUCAAGGAUAUUGUCGCGUUGGCUCGUGUCUCACACGCCUAUGGGAUCCCCAAUAUGGAAGAACGAGUACUAGAAGGAAUCAAUCCUCUCAUGGCUGCCAUUCCGCCCCUGGCUUGUGUGGUCUUUAACUAUGCCGAUCCGUCUACGACACGAGCGAUUCACAAAUCGGCACUUGCCAUGAUUCGAGAAAAGCCAUAUGUAUGCCUGCAGCAAGAAGGACAAAACGUGGGAGGGAUGAUCUGCUUGUCGCCCGAAAAGCUACAAGAAGUUAUCCGAGAUACCGGACUACAAGUUGACGAGCUCUUUCUCUUCAAGCAAUUGAUUCGAUGGCGGUCUUACAAUCGCAAUGUAUACGCCAACGCAACUGCAAUAUGCAAGCAGCUUGUAUCCUAUAUCGAUCUGAACUACAUUGACCCCGGCGAUAUCAAGAACUUUGUGAUUGAUUCUGGAUUGGUCGAAGACAAAUCCAUCAUUGAUGCCCUACUGGAACAGUCUAUCGCCGCUACUCGGGAAGGUCUGGCUUAUGCUGCAAUGCGUGGUAACAUGGGAAAAGACCAAAUCUAUGCGAUGGUGCAAGGGGCAGGAACGCCGGAAUGCAAUGGAUUGUACAAGCAGAUUCAUAAGGAGGGAACCUUGAUGUGCUACGGAAAAGUGGUUGACGAGAAGAGAAUGAUGCUUCUCUUGAAGGACAAUCAUACCAGUUGGAAGAUCUGCGAUCACGAGACACUUUACUAUGAAUGGACGUCUCACAUUGACAGUCAUCACGACCAAUACCCAGUCUCUGGUUGGGUCGCCGCGUCUCACAAUGCUUCCACCAUGCCAACUCCCACCAUCAAAUGGUUCCGUCCUCGCGGAAAAUCGCCUCGUCUUCCAAGAUCUGCCGCCCCUUCUUCUUCUUCCUCUGUACCACAUCUACCACCCGCCUCUACCCGCAUCCCCAUCAACCCUGCUUCGUCCUUUGAUGGACGCCCUUCCCCCGGCGAGAAGGGUCUCUCCAGUACAAGUCAUCUUCAUCAACACAUCCGUCAUCAUCACUCCAUGGACGAAACCGACUCCCACUCUCGAGGUGAAUCCAACUCGCCCACUCCCAUGAGCCAACACUUACGACGAACCUCCUCUCGAGGUGAGCCCAUCUCACCCACUCCCAUGACACCACACUCACGACGAUCUCCUUCACCACAGUCGUCCUACCCACAACAUAGUGGACUUAGCAGCUCCAGCAGCAGUGGUCUCCCAUCCCAUUUGUCAUCUCCCUCUGUUCAUCACGGCAUCCAUUCCAUUCCCAGUAGGGAACAUCAUGCGUAUCAUAAUUCUUCUGCUUCUCAACAUUCCUCUGCUCAAAGUUAUCACCACCACCAUCACCACCGCGACGCACCAAGAGGAGCCACCAAUUCUCCACAAACACCCGUGGCGGUGCGUAUUUCCCCGCGAACACCGAGUCCUCGGUUGAGCUUUUCUACCAUGCCACCUGUCAAAGAGUCUGUAUCAUGGGCAAUCUAAAAUGUAUAUUUUUUAAAUCAGCUAGCACUAGCUUUCAUUCAUUCAUUCCAGGAGAGCAAUGGGGGCGAUUGCUAUCCUCUUUUUGAAACAUGUGCUGUUACUUCUACAAACUGAAUUUGUUGAAAUCAUAACUACGGUAUACUACAUGCUUAUUUUUAUAAAAGAGACUAAGAAAACAACACUAGCUAGAUGGUGGGUCAUCACCUGACCUUCCAAAAAACCCAGACAUGGCAGAACAGAAAGUCGAUUGUUUCGAGUCAGUCCUGUACGUACUACUAUCCUACUGGCGUCGUUGUUCGCACGACAUCCACCGAGCAUCGAAAGCCUGCCCGUUUCAGUGCCUUGGUCAACAACGGCAGUAUCUUUUCUGGAUCCUCUUUGUCAUUCAUGGCAAACUUGACCUUGGCUUUGCCCCCUUUGCGAUUGCCUUCAAAUAACCAGGAAUCCACCGUCUGAAUCUGCUGAAUGUCUCUAGUAUCCGACAGGGCCUUUUGCAGCGAUUGGUUGACAUUUUGCACACAGGCCACACAUCCCAUGGUAGGACAAUCCAAGUAGACUGCGACAUCCACCUUUUUAUUGCUGGUAGUUUUAGAAGCAUCCUUUUGGGCACUACUGCUGCUAGUAGUAGUACUGGUAGUAGAUUGGGGCCUCCAGAACCACAGUCGCAACCGAGUAUUCCACAAAUGCAAGAAUUCGGGCAAGAGCGCAAUAGUCCAUCUCAGGACCAUGGAGGCGGGUGUUACUUGGUGUCGUGUGACGACAGUGAGGUAGGCUAACAGACUCAAAAAGAAGGGCCGUAUGGGUCCCAAGUAAGUAUUGAAUUGGGCACAUCCCAGAGCCGUGGUGGCAUUCAAUAGAAUUUGGAUCCAACAGCAAGCACUGGACAGAGUGGGCAGCAGCAGAGUUUGCAACCAGACGGAAUUGGGCCGCAAGUUGGGGAUUGGAACUUGCCGAAGUGUCAACCAUAAAGACACGGAGCUCAGUAUCAACCCCUGCCAUACGCGGGGUGACCAUAUCAAAUGAUAUUUUGCCAAUGAUGAUGAGGAAGGCGGCUUCUCUUCGUCCUUUUUUGUCGAGAAUAGCCGACUUCCAGAGGGCAACGGUUGUGGUGGUGGAAGAAUGGUGGAUUCGGGAAUGCUGCCUUUCCAGGGUGAAUUGCUGCGGGGCAAUGAGAAGCAGUGGGCAGGUGCGACGACUGACAGAACCAACAGAAUCUGCCACAUCAGAACACGCCUUGUCGUCCGCAUAUUUCGAGUCUCUUCAAGUCGUCUCCUCGUCAUCUUCUUGGGCUGUGUGUGGUUGGUUUGACGGAGGUUCUCCUUGGCCACAGAGAUGAUGGGCGUGAAGAAGCCAUUCAAGCUGUGUAAGCAUUCUAAGGACCGUCAAAGCAAUUUGUUGGUUUGUCGCCGAGUGUUCCCCUUGGUUUUGGCGGUGGUUGGGCAUUUAUGGUGGAAGCUUUGGGACUUAGGUGAACAGAACCGGCAGGUUCAGUCGGCUGUUCUCCAU